GCCCAGGGAGAAUUGUGGGUCAUCAAUGGAGAGACGAAGGAAAGAACGUCAUCUGUUUGUAAUGACUAGCGACCUAAUUUAACUCAUCAUUUUGCCAAAAAUACAGCCAUUCUCACAGCUAAUGAACCUCUAAACCAUAACACUUCAAAGAGUUAUUGGUGUGGUGUCAAAAAUGUACGAACAACUCCCUGUUCGGAACCGGGAACUGUUUAAGGGAGAAUUGGUCGUGUAGAAGCUAAACCUUGAUUGCAUUAGCUUGCCCGCUAGCUAUAACAUUACUUCUGGUUGGCGAGCUCAUGUAAAGGUAUCUUCAUCUACUUGCACGAAUAUAACACAUCCAGUUGAAGUUGUGAAAAUACCUCCGGUGGCCAGGGGAGAGGGAAGAUAUAACUUCAUCCUGAAAACGUAAACGCGGCACCCUGAGCCAAUGGGGGCGUUCCUGGACAAGCCGAAGACGGAGAAGCACAACGCGCACGGCGAGGGCAACGGCCUGCGCUUCGGCCUGAGCAGCAUGCAGGGCUGGCGGGUAGAGAUGGAAGACGCGCACACGGCCGCCCUGGGCCUGCCCCACGGCCUGGACGACUGGUCCUUCUUCGGCGUCUACGACGGGCACGCGGGCUCGCGCGUCGCCAACUACUGCGCCAAGCACAUCCUGGAACACAUCGUGACGGGCGCCGGAGGGGCCGAGGAGCUGCGCAGGGCCGGGGGAGGUCCGACGCCAACGUCCUCCGGCGGACCCCCAGCCGCGCCGCCUGAGCCGGCCUCGAUCGACGCGGUGAAGAACGGCAUCCGGGCGGGCUUCCUGGCGAUCGACGAGCACAUGCGCAGCUUCACCGAUCUGCGCAAUGGCAUGGACCGCAGCGGCUCGACGGCGGUCGGCGUGCUAGUCUCGCCCGCGCACCUCUACUUCAUCAACUGCGGCGACUCGCGAGCUCUGCUCUGCCGCCGCGGGCGCGUCUGCUUCUCUACGCUCGACCACAAGCCGUACAACCCACACGAGAAAGAGCGCAUCCAGAACGCCGGCGGCUCCGUCAUGAUCCAGCGGGUCAACGGCUCGCUGGCCGUCUCGCGCGCCCUCGGCGACUACGACUACAAGUGCGUGGACGGCAAGGGCCCCACGGAACAGCUGGUGUCCCCCGAGCCCGAGGUGUUUGAGAUCGCGCGCGCCCCGGAGGACGAGUUUGUGGUGCUCGCCUGCGACGGGAUCUGGGAUGUCAUGAGCAACGAGGAACUGUGCGAGUUUGUGCGCUCACGCCUUGAGGUCACCGCCGACCUGGAGCGUGUGUGUAACGAGCUGUUGGACACCUGCCUGCAGAAGGGCAGUAGGGACAACAUGAGCGUUGUUCUUGUGUGUUUACCCAACUCACCCAAAGUGUCAGAUGCGGCUGUGAGGAGAGACGCCGAGCUGGACAAGCUUCUGGAGUCUCGUGUGGAAGAGAUUAUUGAGAAGGCGGGAGAGGAGGGCAUUCCCGAUCUGGGGCAUGUCAUGAGAAUUCUCUACUUAGAAAAUAUUCCCAACCUCCCACCAGGGGGAGGCCUCGCCAGCAAACACGGUGUUAUUGAAGCAGUGUACACUCGGCUGAAUCCGCACAGGGAAGAGGACGGGAAUGGAGCAGACCUGGAGGACCCCUGGUAGCUGUCCAGAGUGAUUACCUGUCUCCCUCCCCCCACCCCCAGGACUUCUUUUUACAGAAGACAUCUUUGCCUCACCUUCUGUCUUGUUUUCUGUUUUUUAUGAUACCAAGAGAUCAAUUGGACCAGAUAUAAAACAUUCAACAUUUUUUGUUAUUCUUUUUCUUUGAAACACAACACACAAUCCAAAGGAUUGCAACACUUUGGGAAUCCCAAUCCCAAAGGAACUUUGGUGUUUUUUGAAAACUCUUGUUCGUGAAUAAGAAAACACACACACACACACACAGAGACACAGAUACACACACACACACAGAUACACAUAGCACACCAUAGGAAGACAGUAAAAUCCUUUUUUUACUGCAGUUUUUUUCUGUUGUAAUUGUUCUCCUCCCGUGGUUACUGUUGCCGUUGGUUUUCUGUUGUUUUUGAAUAUUGAUGAUGAUGAGGAUGAUUAUGAUUAUGAUGAGGACAUUUGUGAUAAAAAUGAUCGUAUAGACACUGGGCCUGAUGCAAGCUGUCUGUGGUGCCUUCUCUAUAAUGACUGGGUUGAGCCAACCAAUUGGGGCCAUGCCCCUUUGCCCCCUAAAAUACGUGGUUUGGACGGGGGGGGUGGGGUGUCUCCUCCUAGUAUACCCUCCAACCACCACCACCACCCAUCCCCACCAGGGUUGUGGAUUUAGGUGGAGGCUUGGACUGACCCCCACACCACCCUGCCAGCCUCACUCCUGGAAUCACAUGGGCUUGCGAGUGAGUGACGGGCGUUGCGUUGUGUGCGUUGGUGAAUAUGACUGGCAGAAUUUAACCUGCCAUGUUUGGGGUUGAUUACUGCGUGCUGUGAUUUGCGCCCCCCCACACACACACACACACACAUUCACCCCCUACCCCCAGUGCACCCCCUCCCCACCCCACCCGUAACAGACAUUUAAAAAAAGAGAAGUGAACUUUUUGGUUUGUUUUUUUUUCCACCCGCAUACACACUGCCUCAGCUUGCUAAGGUUUCACGGCCUCUUUUCCUACUUGUGUGUGUCAUUAAGCUUUUUAAUCCUGCUGGUUAAGAGAAGAUAGAACAUAUGAAUUUAUAUAUAUAUAUAUAUAUAUAUAUAUAUAUAAAACAAUAUAUAUAUUUUUAAGUUACCAGUUUUUGAUUUCCUGUUCUGUUUGAUCUCUUCUACGAUGACUGACGUGGCCUACUGUGUGUAAAGGAAGUGAGUUUAUAUGUGAGUGUGUGUGUCAGAGAGAGAGAGACUGUUGGUAGGUGAUUGUGUGAGUGUGUGUGUAUGUGUAGUGUGUGGGUAAUUUCUCUCUCUCUCUCUCUCUCUCUCUCUCUCUCUCUCUCUCUCUCUCUCUCUCUCUCUCUCUCUCUCUCUCUCUCUGUGUGUGAGUGAAAUGGAGUGCAAACCUGCCGCUCGGGAACUAUGGGUAUGUUGUGCUAGAAGGGCCCGUGGAAGCCCUGCUAAGCCACACUCAUUUCCAAUGCCUCUUCUCUCUCCCUCCCUCCAUCUCUCUCUCUGUCCUCUUUAGCUUCCCUUACAAUGCAGAAAUGGACUCUUGCAACAACCUGCCUUCAUUAUUUUCUCUUUGCUCAGAGUAUAUUGUAAAACUGUGUGAUUUCUUUGUUUCCUUGUUUUUUUUUUUUGUUUGUUUUUGUUUUGGUUAGCCAGGCUAAAUAAGUAAUAGCUUUACAAUGAAUUCACUUCUAUUUCCAGAUGCAGCAUUGUCAUGUAACCUUGAAUGUUCAGAUGCGUUUUUCAGCUCUUUGCAGCUCUCAGUGACACCACACCGAAAUCAUGAGUAACAUGAAUACAAAAAACAGCAACGGAAAAUACAAAGCUAUGAACCUCUGCUGAAAAAAAUAAAGAUUUAGUGAAACCUG
Molecule: messenger RNA, 3505 nt
Organism: Alosa alosa (allis shad)
Lineage: Eukaryota; Metazoa; Chordata; Actinopteri; Clupeiformes; Clupeidae
Gene: ppm1ba
Product: protein phosphatase, Mg2+/Mn2+ dependent, 1Ba
Exons: 6
Coding region: 428-1636 (402 amino acids)
Biological process (GO): negative regulation of canonical NF-kappaB signal transduction; positive regulation of canonical Wnt signaling pathway; positive regulation of canonical NF-kappaB signal transduction
Cellular component (GO): cytosol; nucleus
Molecular function (GO): protein serine/threonine phosphatase activity; magnesium ion binding; manganese ion binding
Source: RefSeq, a predicted model, not a curated record